Molecule: messenger RNA, 336 nt
Organism: Protobothrops mucrosquamatus (brown spotted pit viper)
Lineage: Eukaryota; Metazoa; Chordata; Lepidosauria; Squamata; Viperidae
Product: folate receptor alpha-like
Exons: 3
Cellular component (GO): external side of plasma membrane
Molecular function (GO): signaling receptor activity
Source: RefSeq, a predicted model, not a curated record
AAAAUGCGGGUGAUGAUGCUGGCCAUGGGGCAGGUGCUGCUGUUGGUCCUGGCGAUGGCAGUUGCCCAGGAAUCUAUGCUGAACGUGUGCAUGGAUGCCAAGCACCAGAAAACCAAGCCUGGACCGGAGGAUAAACUGCAUAAACAGUGCUCUCCCUGGAAGGACAACGCCUGCUGCACACUCAACACAACUCAAGGGGCCCACGAUGAGACCUCCUACCUGUACAAUUUCGACUGGAACCACUGCGGGACCAUGUCGGAUAGAUGCAAGAAGCACUUCAUCCAGGACACCUGUCUCUACGAAUGCUCCCCCAACUUGGGGCCCUGGAUCAACAAG